Molecule: messenger RNA, 714 nt
Organism: Paramecium sonneborni
Lineage: Eukaryota; Ciliophora; Oligohymenophorea; Peniculida; Parameciidae
Source: the annotation of a GenBank genome assembly
AUGAUAUCAACUUAAGAGAAUAAUAUAAAAGUAUGGAAUUUUACUAAUGGAAAAAUUAAUUUAAUAACAACUUUGUAGGGACAUACUGAUAAUGUUUCAUGUUUAAUUUAUAGUAAAAAAAUAAAUUCUUUUAUUUCUGGUGAUAAAACAAUGAGAUGUUGGAAAAAAGAGAAGCAAAAUGAAUGGAAAAGUUCAAAACCUUAUUUAUAACAUACAAAUAUUAUCAUAUGUUUUAUAUUGAACUACUCUUUUCUGGAAGUAGAGAUAAAUCAAUUAAAGUAUGGAAAGUUAAUUUUAAUAAAAAUGAAUUAACUAAUCUAUAUUCAUUGUAGAAACAUAAUAAUUGUGUUACAGGAAUAAGUUUAAAUUAAUCAGAAAUUUUAUUAGUAUCUUGUGCAGAUGAUAAGAAUUAAAUUAUUAUUUGAGAAAGAAGACAAUAAGAUAAGUUUGAAUUCAAAUCUUUUGUUAAAUAGUCAAUCGAAACAGAAGGAUAAAAAGUAAAUUUUGUUAGAGAGAAUUAAUUUAUUUGGGUUAGUGCUAUUAAAGAAAUAGAUAAAUUAUAUGUAUUUGAAUUAAAAGAAGGCUACUUUUAAGAAAAUUAGAAGAAAACACUUCAAUUAAUUACAAAUAAUUAAAAAUUUGAUGAUUAUCGAUUUCCAAUUAUUUUUAAUACAGUAAGGAAUUUUAUCUUAAAACAUACAUUUAUUUGAUUGA